Messenger RNA from Falco peregrinus (peregrine falcon), 3189 nucleotides. RefSeq names its product ras-related and estrogen-regulated growth inhibitor-like. Gene Ontology annotation, molecular function: GTP binding; GTPase activity. The transcript has 5 exons. The record is from RefSeq and is a predicted model, not a curated record. The coding region runs from base 756 to 1382 and encodes 208 amino acids. Lineage: Eukaryota; Metazoa; Chordata; Aves; Falconiformes; Falconidae.
UAAUAGAAUACACAGCUUCCUUCCCUGCUGUUUUGUUGCUAGAUCUGGGAUGGGGGUAUCAUGACACAAGGGCAGUGUCUGGGGAAGGAGACUCAUUUACCACGUCCCCAGGACCGCUCAUGGCACAGCACCUCUUUCCCAGCCUGCUGCCCCAGGUGUGCCCACUGUAUGCAGAGCACAGUGACUUAAUACUCCCUUGGUCCAGCACCCUUUGUUGAAUAGCCUUGCAAAAGACCUUACUGGAAAAAAAAAUUCCCUGGGCAGAAAAGCAAUCCUGUUCCCUUUCCAAAGCCUUAAAUGUUUGCUGUGUUAUCACAGAUAUUAGCAAGUCUUAACAGUAUCCUGUGGCAGGCUUUUUGAUUACCAAAUGACCGUCCCUUCUCAAAUACGGCUGAGAGAGAAAAAUUAUGACUGUUGGUUUAUGGAAUGGAUGCUAAAACCUCGACCAGUCUAACACAGUCCCACGGGAGCUCUGCCUGGACCCCUUGUUGAUGCCGUACCAACAGUAUGCAGCUGUCCUGCCAAUGUGGCAGCAUCUGCCAGCACACCCCCUCCUAGAAACCGUCACGCCUUGGCAUGCCUUAAUGUUGCUAAGCCAGCAGGAGCCUUUCGAAAGGUUGAGCACUGUCACUUAUUGAGCAGCAUGUGCAAGGCCAGAUUCAGCAGGCUUAUUCAGCCAAGGUCUGCAUGUGUUUCUGUACCGUAAUAACAACCAGGAAGAGUUUCCUAGAGCUAUCAGAUUCUCUACAGCUACCAUGAGAAGUGCACUGACCGUAAGAUUCAUCACCAGGAGAUUCAUUGGAGACUAUGACCCAACCCUAGAAAUGAUUUACAGACACAUGGCUGUCAUUGACGGGGAGAUGGUGCACUUUGAGAUCCUCGAUACAGCGGGACAGGAGGAGGAUUCCCUGCAGAUAGAGGAGAAGAUCAAAUGGGGCGAUGGCUUUGCGGUGGUCUACUCGGUGACAGACAGGUGCAGCUUCGACGAGGUCAUGCGGCUGUGUUUCCUUAUCAACCACAUCCACUCGAGCCCCAAGCGGAGCAGUGGGAGCGAGCAGCCUCCUGUCGUCAUUGUGGGCAACAAGAAGGACUUGCAGUUUGACAGGAUGGUGUCCACAGAGGAUGGUGAAAACCUCUCCAAAGCCUUGAAGCUUCCUUUCUAUGAGAUUUCCACCCGGGAUAGCUACGAAGAGACCGUGGUGGUGUUCAACACCCUCUACCAGGAGCUCAUGAGGCAGGGGCACUUCUCCCCGGGCUCCUUCAAGAGGAGGACAGUGUCAAAGCUGAUGGAGAAGAUCCCUAAGAUGCAAGGCAGCUCCACCUUGAACUCAGCGGGCCGUAGCCUCAGCUUUAACUCCUUCAGGGACUACAUCCCCGAGUGAGCUUCCCCAGUGUGGAGGCGAGAGUGAUGGCCGAGCUGGGAUGGAGGGACAGGUUAUCCUGCUGCGAGGGUGCCCAUUGCCUCAGCCCCAGGGUUGCGGGGCAGCUCGUGGGGCUGUGCUGCCUCCCAGGGGACGGUUAAGCGGUGGGGAGGGUGGGAUUGAGGUACAACAGCCUUUUAAAGCCCAUAGGUUUUACAAUCAGGCUUUGUGUCUGCAGGGAAGAUGUUCUUUGUCCAUCUUACCCCUUUGCUCCCUCUUUCUCCUCCUGCAUGGCCGAAGUCAGUAGCAAAGGUGGUUUGUGGUGACUUCAGUGGUGUUGGGUCAACCCUUGGAGGCUCAGAAGUGUUUCGGCGGGGAUCAGACCCAGCACCACAGACACAUCUGUUUGGGUUUCCUGGCUCCCCUAAGAUUGCUGUGUCUGUUUGCACCCCGGGGUGUGCACCCACCAGGCCAGGGUGACCCUGAAGGUCACGCUGGCUCCUGGGCUGUCACCAGCCGUCUCUGCCUUGGGGAAAACGGCUGUUGCUUUUGCUGCUCAGCAUCGCUUGUGGGUAAAAUCCUCUGGCUGCUUGAAACCUUUCCAGCCUGGCUGGCUGCUCCGGGGGGUGGUUGCUGCCACAUCCACCCGCUGGUGCCCCCAGACCCACCAGCUGCAUGCGUUAGUGGGCGAUGGAGGGCUGUGUCCCCCUCUGCCUCUGUUGUGGUCCUCCACCAAGAUCCAGGCCAGCCGUUUUGCCCACCUGCAGCCAGCAGCGUCCGCCUGUUGGUGCCCAGGGCUGCGUUUCUGUCCCAGUUUUCCCCAGGGUUUGUGAACUGAAGCCGCUGUGGAGGGACAGACCUCUGCAUCCCACGGAGCUGGGGCCCUUCUCCCUCCCUGGCUGCUCAUGGGCUGGCACCAAGGGCAUGAUUAAAAGCAAAACAGAUUUGUUUACAGUGGGAAGAAAAAAAGCCUGUUAAUCCCUGGCUUUUAAAAAAAACCACCUAUUUUUUAAUGUUUCAGACUCCUUGGCACACUCUCCUUUAAUAACCCUGUAAAUAAAAUCCCAGGCAGGCAAAGGACAGCGAAGGCAGCAGAUGCUGCAGCUGCCCCUCCGGCUGAAGGCACGGCGUGCUCGGUGCUGUGCCGGGGUUGCUGCUGUCACCAAGUCUGCCCCUGUUUUACUUCUCUGUCUCGCUGGGGCAGCUGUCUCCAAGGGGAGGCAAAUCGAGCAGACCAGGGUUCCGAUGCACAUCGAGACCUUAGGCUACGAUCAUGCUUCUCCAUCCGAGGCGAGCACUGUUCCCGGGGCAGCUCCUCCUGUUAAUGCCUUUACCCUGUGACUCAGCUGAGUGUGGUGCAAGUGAAACCACUGGGUAGCAAUUUGAAGCAUAGAGUCACAGAAUCGUUUUGGUUGGAAAAGACAUUUAGGAUCACGGAGUCCAACUGUUAAGCCAGCAACGGAGCCGAGAGCAGGAGGUGCAAAUGAUGCUCCUUGCAGGGACCCCCUUGUCUGCUUAUUAAUUACCCCAUCCCUAAAGGAAAAAUCACCAUGGCCUGAGAAUUUGUCUUUUUGCACAGAGAUGGGGCAGCAAAGGCAUGGAAAGGAGCAGGGAUUGCAGCUGGUGGCAUCUUCUCCCUGCGGCAUUGUCUCUUUCCCUCCCUCCUGCCCGAUGCACAGUGCGGUGCUGCCGUUCAAGGUGAAUGUGCUGGAAGACCUGCAGUGUAGCAUGCCUGUGUCCCCCCUGUAGUGACCCCUCGUGUUGUCUGCUGCUGCGUCCUGUGACAAUAAAAGCCGAGUUAGCAACUACCUGUGAUGCUCUCAUGCCU